AUGAUUUGCUUAGCAUUGUGGACAAUGAAAAACCUUCUACAUAUCCGUCGUAUUCGAAUUCAUCCACCGAUGGCAUCACAUACAAUUCCGAAACCGAAUGAUAUGAAUUUACUUCAUCCGAGAGAUCGUCAACUUAUUCUGAUGUUGUUUAUGAAUAUAAUUAUCUAUAUUUUAUUUAAUUUUCCAACAACAAUCGUUGUCACAUAUGAUCUGGUUACACAAAACAAUAACAGAUCUUUGGAACAAACGCAAAUCUUUUCGAUCAUAAGAUAUUUCAGUGUCUUCGCCCCUUAUUUUCCGUUCUGUAUCAAUGUUUAUUCAAUUAAACUUGGUUUAAGUGCAAUUGAAGAAAUUAUCAAUUGUCUUGAAAGUAUUAAUCGUGUCUUCAUGGAAUCCCAAAAACACAAUGAAGAUUCGAAUGAUUCCUUUGAUACUGAAUCUAUUGGAAGUCGAUCAUCUGGUUCAUCAUCUGAAUUCAGCGAAAUCUCAAAUGAAAAACGAAAUAUUCGUAGUGUUUUAUCAAUGAAGAUUGAUGAAAUCAAUGAUUUUACGAAACAAACUCGAUUAUUACAUCGACAGAAGCGCCUUUUCAAGAAUUCAUUUGAUCCAGAUGCGAUUAUACGUUCAGCAUUAAAAUCAUUUGAAAGUCAACUUGUCAAAGCUGUUGAAAAUUUGAAUUUGAAAUCUAUUUUUGAACAAGUUCUACGUUUGUUGGAUAUUCCUUCAAUAAUCCAAAAAUCAUUUGGAGAUUUGAAUAAAAUUAUUGAAAAACAAUUAGAUAUUCCAAAUAUUCUCAUGAAAGAAUUAAAAAAGAUUAACAUUGAACCAUUUCUAAAAGAAAUCAUUGCACAACUUGAUUUCAUUUCCGUCGUAAAAGAUCAAAUGAAAAAUCUCAAUUUCGAAACAACAUUCAAUGACUUAAUUAAACAAAUUGAUUUGAAAAAUGUCAUCAACGAACAAAUAAAGAAUCUUAACAUAACAUCAGUUAUUGAUAAUCUUAUUCAAUUAGGACAUAUCGAUGAAACUAUUCAAAGGUUCAUUUCGAAAAUCGAUCCGAUGAAAAUCUUUCAACAAACUUUUCAUUCAAUUGAUGUUGAUCAACUCUUUGAUAAGUUCAUUGAUUUUAAUAAUUCCAUUUCACCUUGGAAAAGAUUAUUCAAAUUAUUGAAAUUAGAUGAAAUUCAAAAUCCAGAAUGGAUUUUACAACAGAUUUUACCGGGAAUGGAUUCACAAGGUAUUUAUCGACUUAUCGAUGAUUUUCGAAAUACUCUCGAAGCAGUUGGAAAUGGAACUUUAAAAACAAAAGAUAUUAUGGUUAAUUUCGUACUUGACAAAGGAAUUCCAUUUAUAAUCGAUACAUUCAAAUCACAAGGCAUAAAAGUCGAACAAUUUACACAAAUAAACCGUAUGGAACAUCCAUUACCAUUAAUAACCAAUAACGAAACACAAUCAUCAUUAUCAACGACAGGUGAUGAAGAUUUGACAUAUGAAUCGACGUUAUCCACCGAGAAUAACACUCAAUGGUUCAAUUCAGACGAGUUAAUGACGAUAAAUCAAAAUGAAUCUAUACAAAUUCGAAAGAAACGAGAUAACUUACUUUAUGAUGUUAUAAUUCCAAAGCCUAGUCAGAAUCGAGUGUUACGUUUACUCCGUAAUAUUAUUCAGAGUUCGAAUAUAGUCAAUAAAAUCUUUUAUGAAUUAAUAAAUUGGUUUUAUUUCAAAAUCGAUAUGGAUUUAUGUUGGUAG
Adineta ricciae is the source of this 1746-nucleotide messenger RNA. The record is from the annotation of a GenBank genome assembly. NCBI's taxonomy places the organism in Eukaryota, Metazoa, Rotifera, Eurotatoria, Adinetida, Adinetidae.